AUGGUGCCUCAAGAAGCUUCUGAAGAGUCUAUAACACGAUCGGGCUUUCACCACGAACUCGAAGAUACUAAAUCCGAUGCGCGCUCACUCGUCACUUUUGACGGCCCGGACGACGUGUAUAAUCCGCUGAAUUGGCCGUUCUCGAAAAAACUCAAGAACACACUUUUAUAUGGUUUCACCACCAUGGGAUCAACUUGGGCUAGUUCAAUAUUUGGUGUUGGGCCAUUGAUCUGGGCGCCUGUGUCGGAACUAUACGGACGAAAAGUUUCAAUUCUGCCGCCAUUUUUUAUUGCCGCAUGUUUUGUUUUUGGGACUGCCACAGCAAAGGAUCUCCAGACUGUCAUGAUCACCCGAUUUUUCACGGGGCUUUUCGGCUCCGCCCCCGUCACCAACACAGGAGGCGUUAUGGCUGAUAUGUGGCCGCCUAGAGAUCGUGCUGUGGCAAUGGCAGGCUACGCUUUUGCAGUAGCUGGAGGCCCCCUUGUCGCGCCAGUUGUAGGAGGCGCAAUCGAUCAGAGUUAUCUCGGCUGGCGGUGGACUCACUACAUCACUGGAAUGCUUAUCUGUUUCAUCUUCUUGGUGGAUAUCGUCUUCAUGGAUGAGACUUUCGCACCAGUUUUGCUGGUUUACAAGGCGCCUCAACUACGACUCCAAUCUGGUAACUGGGCUCUACACACAACGCACGAGGAGUGGGAUCCCAGUUUGGGUCAAUUUGCGCAAAAAUUCCUAAGCCUUCCGUUCCAAAUGCUUUUCGAUCCAAUCGGCUUCCUAUUCUCCGUAUAUGCCGCAUUUGUUUUUGGAAUUUUGUAUCUCACUUUUGCGUCCUUUCCGAUCGCUUUUCAAGAAGAACGCCACUGGAACGAAGUCCAGGGGGGUCUCCCCUUCUUAUCAAUUAUUCUGGGCACCAUCAUUGGCUCUGCAAUCAAUAUCUCUAACCAGAAGUUUUACAUUGCAAAACUUCAGGCUAACAACGGCGUUCCAGUUCCAGAAGCUCGACUCCCCCCCGUCAUUCUUGGCGCCGUGGUUUUCGCUGCCGGUAACUUCAUAUUCGGGUGGACUUCUAGCAAACACAUUCACUGGAUUGGCGAAAUGAUCGGUGCGGCUAGUAUCGGUAUCGGGUUUUUUUCCAUCUUCCAAGGAUCUAUCAAUUACAUGGUGGAUACAUUUACCAAAUAUUCUGCUAGUGCCGUAGCAGCAAUGACUUUUCUGCGAUGCAUUCUCGCGGGUAUCCUCCCGCUAAUUGCAGGACCAAUGUUCCACAAUCUGGGGGUCAACUGGGCGUCUAGUUUAAUUGGAUUUAUCGCUGCCGGCAUGGUUCCCAUUCCUAUCUUGUUCUACUUGUAUGGUGCCCGGAUUCGGGCUAGAGGAAGGUGGUCAAGGCCCCCUCAACCAGAAUCCGGCGCACAGAAAGGAUCAGCUGGAAAUGGACGAGGCGAAAGAGCAACGGUGUAA
Trichoderma gamsii is the source of this 1452-nucleotide messenger RNA. RefSeq lists its product as hypothetical. The coding region runs from base 1 to 1452 and encodes 483 amino acids. NCBI's taxonomy places the organism in Eukaryota, Fungi, Ascomycota, Sordariomycetes, Hypocreales, Hypocreaceae. The record is from RefSeq and is a predicted model, not a curated record. Gene Ontology annotation, biological process: transmembrane transport. The transcript is spliced from 8 exons. Gene Ontology annotation, molecular function: transmembrane transporter activity.